Molecule: messenger RNA, 621 nt
Organism: Actinia tenebrosa (Australian red waratah sea anemone)
Lineage: Eukaryota; Metazoa; Cnidaria; Anthozoa; Actiniaria; Actiniidae
Source: RefSeq, a predicted model, not a curated record
AUGUCUAGUUUUGUGGAUAAGGAAUUUCAGCGGAAAUCUGGAAAACAAGAAACUUCAGAGCCGGCGAACUUCAAAGGACCGGCCUAUUGUUUCGCAUUUGAUGUUGAACCGUACCAUCACGUGACACUGACCGUGCACACAUUGAAAACAAAUAAGGCGGCCGACAGUGAAGAGUUUGUAUUUGGAGACAAUUUGGAAGCAAUACUCGAUAUUUUAGAAGCGGACGAGGACAUCGAACGGGAAUUUUUAGAAGCUGUAGAUGAGGUCAAAAAAGAUGAAGUUACAUGUGAAUUCUGCAAUAAAAAGUGCAAGAGCAUACGUGGACUUAAACGACAUAUUACUAUGAAGCACGAUAAGCCAAUCCCAACAGCUUCAGAACCAAUUCCAAGACAACAGGAGGAAGAAUCUAGUACAAACACCUCAAUGACUACAGACGUCCUUGUUGUCAUGGUCGACGACGUGAAGCUCAAGUUGUUAGAUAACUUGAUCUAUAACGAAUCUAAGAGGGAUGAGAUAAAAGCUUACAGUUUUAAUAAGCCUGCUGAAGAAUCAGAAGAAUUUUCAGUUAUAAAAGGAAUCUGCAUGUUUGAAUCGUGGAGGACUGUGGUCUAUAACAACUGA